Molecule: messenger RNA, 3497 nt
Organism: Haliotis rubra (blacklip abalone)
Lineage: Eukaryota; Metazoa; Mollusca; Gastropoda; Lepetellida; Haliotidae
Exons: 9
Coding region: 448-2349 (633 amino acids)
Biological process (GO): protein transport
Cellular component (GO): cytoplasm
Source: RefSeq, a predicted model, not a curated record
AAAGCGCUCGCAUAGAAUCUCAUAAAACCAGCCUAGACCCUACUCUUUGUUCUGGAUCUUACCCAUUCAUUCAUGUAACGGUUGAUUCGUAUCGGAAACUGAUGACCAACUUACGAUUCCAGCACGUUCUGUGUGAUUGUGUAGCAAUGACACAUCACCCAGCUCCACCCCCCGCUGCAAUUAUGGACUAUUCUGGCACUUUCCAGCGAAUUAUUGUAAUGAAUGUUUUUUAGUUUACAUCCCAACUUCCUGCUCUGGAAAACGUGCAAGAGAACAGAGAUCUUUGGAAGCCGUGUCAAGGUUUCAGCACGUGACAAGAGACUAAGGAUGUAAGUCGGAAGCACAUUUUCAAGCUAAAAUGACAAGCCCCUGCUGAAUCAAUGUGUCACGUGAUUGGAUCUGUACAAACUGAUUGGAUGACGACGUGUCACCAGAGGUCACUUCAAGAUGGAUUUUAUUCGGAAGUUCGACAUAGAAUUGGACAAAGAGAUCUACUAUGCAGGGGAGAUUUUGUCUGGAAAGAUCAUCGUCCAAAACACUGAAAAUAUCCGGGUUCAAGGCAUCCGGCUUCAUAUACGGGGUAAGGCCCACGCUGAAUGGAGGAUCACUAGAGCAGGGGAAAGGCGGCAUGUAAAACAAGAUGAGCACUACAUAGACGAGAGGAAGUCUAUCUGGGGAAAAGACAAAAACGAAGAAGGUCCAAUACCAAUUUUACCAAGAGGAAACCACAAGUAUCCCUUCGAGUUCAAACUACCGGAGAGUGCUCUGCCCUGCUCGUUCGAAAGCAAGAUCGGUACAAUUCGUUACUACAUCCGGGUCACCAUCGACAUUCCAUAUGCCUCCUGCCCGCAAGGAAUCAAGUACUUCACCGUGGUCGGACCUCACACCGACUGCAUGGACGAACGAUUUCUGACGCCUUCUCACGCCGAGUCGAAGAGAUACAACUGCAUACUGUGCUGUGGAAAGGGUCCUCUGUCUUUGAAGGGGACGCUAGAGAGGACUGCUUACUGUUGUGGAGAGAACGUCAAGCUAAAGGUGGAGAUCCAGAACGGCUGUGACGAGGAAGUGUGGCUGAUCUGUAGAAUGAUGCAGUACGUGGAAUAUUUCAUCAAUCGUGGUGUGCUGGGACUGUCCAAGGAGUUGAGACACACUGUUAUGCAGGUGGAGAGCCCCCAUAUAGAGCCUCACACCACCACAAGUCUGGAUGACCUCUGUCAUCAGCUACAGGUGCCCAUCAUGCCCCCGACAAUGGUGGACGUGUGCGGUCUGGUUCAGAUCUACUACACACUCAGGCUGUGUUUGCGGAUGGAGAAAUCUGGUGAUGCCUUAGAAGUAGAGAUGCCUGUCACCAUAGCAACUGUUCCAUUCCGCAUCCCUAGCAACCCCACACCAGAGAUACAAUAUGAUGUAGCGGCCGACUAUGUUGAAGGAGGCAUGUACAUCAGCUCGGAAUUCCAGCUUGGCCAGGUGUACAUGGGAGACGAUGAAGACUCGGACACAGACAAGGAGAUUCUCUACCGCCCCGUCUAUGUAUGUGUUCCCCACAAACGUCCAACGCCGAGACACAAGACCAGAACCUCGGACAUCAAGAGAAGCACUUCUCCCAACUCCACAGAUGCUCUGUUGCCCGAGGCUGCUGAAGCUUCCCAGGUCCUGACACCUGAUGAUAGCUCCGUUCGUGACAAUGAUGUUCAAGUGCAACUCGAUAAAGGUUCGGUCAGUAUCAAGAUUGUCAGGGAUACUGAAAAUACCACUCCCAAAGAUGAAGAUCUGAUGUCCAAGGAGGAACUUCCAACUGCUGCUAAGGAUGAAAGGAAAGAUUCGCACACAGAUGCCAUGCCGAUUCCAAUUGUAAAGGAGUAUUGUGUCCAACAAGUGGAGAGCUCGGAUGGUCUCAGAUCGAAGGAUGAUUCUCUUCCAAUCACGAAGGAAUCUGAUGCAGUUCUUAUUGACACUACUGUUCCAAACGACAAAUCGGAUAAGAAAGAGUCAGCAAAGAAAGGUCCUACAACCGUACCCGUCAUCACGAUGUCCUCUCCUCCAGUCACUGUGGACAGCACCAAUACAAGUAAAGUCAAACAAGACACAAGCACAAGUGUAUCGAACACAGAUGGUACUGUGUCGACAACUAAAUGUAAAACAACUUUCAGAGAGGUCCACGAAACGUCCUCAGCUUUGCUGGUAAAGACAGUUGAGACUGUGAAGGUAAAAAAUGUUGUCGUCAGCACCAACGAGUCUGAAGAACGCGAAUUCAAAAUAACUAAAAGCGAGCAUUCUCAUUCCGAUGUGAGCUCACAGCGAGCUCAAGCUGUUCCUUCAGCCGUUGAGGAAAAGACAGAACGUGUCUGAUACAACCAGAAGAUUAUCUUGAGUGAUGUGAUUUUUCCUGCAACCGUCUCAUCCAACAUUCCCCAAAAUCCGAUAAUGCUGUUUGGGAAAUAUUUUAUAUUGCAUGUAGCCAAUCCAAUUUCCAUCUCAAUAAUCAAAUCGGUAUGACCCCGAAGUGUCCCUUGUCAUACGUUGUGUGUGAAUUACCCAAUGCCCUUUCAGGACAUGUUAAGAGUUCUGAGAGACGUUGAGAUGACAGCAUGUGAACCUUACCAUGACCUUCUCAGUUAAAUGAUUCCAUACCUUGUUCUCAACAUUCCAUGUUGGAGGUGGGGAAAUGCGACUAACAGUUGACAGGGAAACAGUUUUAUACGACUCUGGAAACUACAACAUGGCUUAUGAUGUUGAUAUCUUGCCGAAAUACACAGCGUUCCAAGUGAAGAGGCGUGGGUGUGCUUCCUCCACUGAAGAAACGUCAUCACGUCAAAUACGAGUAUAGGCGUUGAAUUACGUCAAAUAUAGGCGUGGAUUUUCUCUGUGCUGGAGAGAAGUCCAAUCACUCCCAUUUUUGUAUUUUUGCAAACUGGUUUUGUAAUCCAACUGUAUAUGUCUUGAAGGAACCAUGUGCAAUGUUCAGACAGCGUCUGAUAAUAUAAUCCCCAAAAGAACCAAUGGCUAAAUCACGUCGUACCUACUAGCAUUCCACCAUUAUGCCUCCAUCUGGUGUUGUGUGCCGACAGUGCUUGCAUCUAUAUAAUGGGUCACAUCAAAUAAAUACUGCUUGGAUAAUAUAUUAAGGCGCUUGAAAAUCAAAGUAUUUCACUCCGAAAUGUGUAUUUGGUUAGGCAUACAAAGUAUUUCAUUGUUUCAGGUGCUAUGCCAUUAGCCUAUAUUGACGUAAAAGUAGUUAGGUUAGCAAUUAUUAUGUUUUAAACAGUAGUAUUAAUGAUUACGCCAUAGGAGUAAUUUCGCCUCAUCAUCUGUUACUAAACUUCCGGGGGAAAGGAUGUGUACAAUUGACAACAGGAUUUGACCAAAACAUUACCAAAAUACGAUCAAAACGUCUCUGGGCUGGAAACAGUCGUUGAAACACUAUUUACGGAAAGUCCUGGGCCCCGUUCCACAAAGCGACGGUAGCGCUGAGAUGAUCGUAACUCCCAUACUUUAAC